CCGUGGUUAUUAAUAAUUCCAUGAGAGGCUGGAGCCAGCCGAUGAAUACGACUGGGCAGUUGUUUGUCCUUGAAAGCGACAGCAGAAAUGUGCUGGCUGCAUGAGUGAGCCGUGCAAGCAGUGGUGCCUUGAUCACAGCUGCGAGAUGGAUCCGGAUGGCAGGGGCUGCUGUGCUCCACGAAGGAGACACCAUUGUCUGGAAAGCAAAUGUUACAUGUGUUUGUCCGUGGACUAAACCCACAGGAAAGGGGUGAAAGGACUUCGAAAGGGUGCAAAAGGCAAAGAGUCUGUGCGCAGCUCAGUAGGUGGAGGACGAUGGCCAGCGCUUGGAGAGGGCGAGCGGUGGUGUUUGUGUGGUGUGCCGGCGGCCGACGAUCCGCGCUGUAUCCAUUCCCCGCUCGAGUCCUCGGCUUCGCUGCAACCCGACUGAGUGCCGGCGAUUCGACGAGGUGGCGGUCCACCUCCUCCAUGACAGGCUAUUCUGAACUAAGCAGGGAAAGAUCUAAAACUAUCUCCUCCUUCUACAAUCAAUCCGCGAUAGAUGCAGCAGCUGAAAAGGCAUCGGUGCGACUGACACCCACUACCAUGUUGUAUUCAGGGAAAUCGCCAGAUGGAAGUCAUAUCCUGAAGAGUGCCAAGUACCUGUACAAAGAAUUACCUGUCCGCAUUGCCCAUCGGAUUAAGGGAUUUCGGAGCCUUCCUUUCAUCAUUGGCUGCAAUCCCACAGUUCUGCAGGUGCAUGAAUUAUACAUCAGGGCCUUCCAGAUGCUGUCAGAUUUCCCACCAGUCACCAAUGGGAAGACGGAGACACAGUACGGAAAGUUGGUCCAGCAGCUUCUGGAUGAUCACAAAGAUGUUGUCACGAUGCUGGCUGAAGGUUUCAAAGAAUGCCGUAAACAUAUUCAGGACGAAUCGUUAAUCCGAUCUUUCCUGGACAACACCUUGACCUCCCGCUUGGGAAUUCGUAUGUUGGCAACACAGCACCUGACCCUUUAUGAGGAUAAUCCUGACUUUGUUGGAAUUAUCUGCACACGACUUUCUCCAAAGAGGAUCAUUGAGAAAUGGGUAGACUUUGCUCGGCGACUGUGUGAGCAUCAGUAUGGAAACUCUCCUCGGGUGCGGAUAAAUGGUCACGUGGCAGCGAGGUUUCCCUACCUCCCCAUGCCGUUGGACUACAUCCUUCCUGAACUGCUGAAAAAUGCAAUGAGAGCCACUAUGGAGAGUCACCUGGAGACCCCUUACAACGUCCCUGAUGUUGUGAUCACUAUUGCCAACAACGAUAUUGAUUUUGUUAUCAGGAUUUCAGACCGCGGAGGUGGGAUUCCACACAACAUCAUCGGCAACGUGAUGAACUAUCACUUCACCACAGCCGAGGAGACCAGCCAGGAUUCCAGAACCAACCCGUUUUACGGUCACCUGGUCAGCAGCGGCCUGCAGUCAGGGCCCAUGCACGGGUUUGGAUUUGGUCUGCCCACAUCUCGUGCUUAUGCAGAGUACCUGGGAGGAACGCUCUCCAUUCAGUCCUUGCAAGGCAUCGGAACAGAUGUUUAUUUGCGUCUAAAGCACAUUGACGGGAGGGAAGAAAGCUUUCGCAUUUAAACUGGCAGCUGGGCAGCCAGACAUGGUGGACAUUGUUACUAAGAGGCUGUACAGUAAUUCUAGGUUCCAACUGAAUCAUGCUUGCUGUAAUUGGGGUAUAAAUGGAAGUAUUUCUGGAAAUCUGUUUUUGAAUAACAAGUAAAAAGAAUUGUACGGAUAACCCCUGUAGUUAGCAUCACCUGAGCAUUGCAGAGUCUCUGACCGAGCUGCGAGGACCGGUGAACAUUAUUUACAGGAUUAACAUCUACACAAUCGAGAAUGGAUUUUCAUUGACCAGGCUGACAAAGAUGCCAGCAAUCACUGGUCAGGCAACAGUACCCUCUGCUGCUCCCUGCCUGCAGUGACAGACAAAAUUAUCAUAGCCUUGAAACUGAAGACAAACGGCUAAACCUGUACACAAGAUAGAACACGUUUGAUAUAGAACACUUGGAAUAUUCAAAAAUAUUUUAUUGCCACUUUUUGAAGAGGUUAUGUUGGUAAAUGUUUCUGGGUUUGAUCAUCAGAGACUGCCAGCUAUUUUUUACUGAAACCUCACUUUGUGCAGUAUUCUACAGACUCAAAGUUAAUACACAUCUCAGGUGGAUAACGAGAGGAACUGCAAUUUGCAUUCCAGAUCAUGCCAAUUCAAACAUCACUUACCAAUGCAGAAAAUACUCAGGAGGUCAGUCAGCAGUCAUGGAGAGAAACAGAAUUAACAUUUUAGGUCAAAAACAUUUCAUUAUAACCAUUUACUUUGUUAGCUUUAAGUUGAAUUUGCAAUAUGACUCAAUGCUGAUGCAGCAUAUAUUCACAAGAACCUUGGGAUUUUUAGUCAACCGAGAAGCAACUCUAUACCAGUUGUUUGUUCAAAAGAAAUAACCAAUUCAGAAUCGGGUUUAAAGCAGAGUUAAUUGCAGCCCAGCAGUGACCCAGAAUCUUUUACAGAUUCAGCUUUUAAAUCUCAAGUUCCUACCAAGGAUGGGUCUUUCACUUUAAGCUGAUUUAUCAACCAAUGUUUUCUCAUUUUGCAAUUCCUUUCCACAAGCUUAGUCAAACUGAGCUCAUUGUUUCUGGUAAGUGCAAUUCUGGAAAGAGAUACUGCACAGGGAAGCCCCCUUUACAAAACAAGGCCAUGUCUGCUAUAUAUGGAGCUUGAACAUGACCGAGAACCAUUAAGCAUUCAGAUGUAACCAUAAGACCAUUAACAUCACAUGAAUUCUCAUCCAUUUCUCUUUUUAAAUGGGCAACGGUUCUGAUCAGUUUUACUGUUGCUAAGGAAACUAGGUGAACAACCCUUAAUAGAACGAUUGCAAGAUUUGAAAGGAUAAUUUCUCGUGAAACAAAACAUAUAUUUUAAUUGGAUCAGAACUUUUAUUUUGUAUGAAUAACCUUCUUCCUUUCUGUACCUCAUUUAAGUAAAACAUCUAGUAUAGAAGUUUAUUUUAUUCUCAAGGGUAAACAGCUAAUUCUUAUUAUUUUAAAUUACAUUUAAUACUCAAAGCAAUAGCUUUGGACACUAGAGUGCUUCACACAAAAUAAUGUUUAACUUUCAACAAAAAUGUUGGCUAUUUACCAGUUGCAUAAAGGAAUAAUUAUCAGUAAGUCGUCAGAAAUUGGAAAUAAGUCUAUGGUGCUAUAAAAACGCAACAUUGUGGCCUUGAUCAAUGAACCUUUAACCGUCAGAAAAAGAAAAAAACCUUUUUAACAAUAACUAUAGGCCUGUGUGUUAAAAAUAGAACAUUUUAAAUACAUUUUAACAAUAAAAGCUGGAGUUUAAACUAGCAUUUUUGUAGCUCUGGCAUUAUUGUGGUCUUUUUAGAUUCACCAAUUGUAUCCUUUCCCAUCAAGGCUUGGUUAUUUCUAAAUAUGACAUUUCCUAAAUCCUGCCUCUUCUGACCUCUGACAUUCAUUGUAUCAGUUGGAACUGAAUGUGCGCUUGGAUCAGGAGUGCUACGUGUAAUUGUGAAAUGUUGGUUUUAAUAAAAAUUUAGUUUUUAAUCUUG
Amblyraja radiata (thorny skate) is the source of this 3581-nucleotide messenger RNA. RefSeq names its product branched chain ketoacid dehydrogenase kinase (gene bckdk). The record is from RefSeq and is a predicted model, not a curated record. The transcript has 11 exons. Gene Ontology annotation, biological process: regulation of glucose metabolic process; protein phosphorylation. Bases 208 to 1599 code for a protein of 463 amino acids. Gene Ontology annotation, cellular component: mitochondrion. Gene Ontology annotation, molecular function: pyruvate dehydrogenase (acetyl-transferring) kinase activity. NCBI's taxonomy places the organism in Eukaryota, Metazoa, Chordata, Chondrichthyes, Rajiformes, Rajidae.